This is a messenger RNA of Fonsecaea erecta, 2976 nucleotides long. RefSeq lists its product as hypothetical. The record is from RefSeq and is a predicted model, not a curated record. Lineage: Eukaryota; Fungi; Ascomycota; Eurotiomycetes; Chaetothyriales; Herpotrichiellaceae. Gene Ontology annotation, cellular component: autophagosome; phagophore assembly site. Gene Ontology annotation, biological process: autophagy of mitochondrion; protein localization to phagophore assembly site. The transcript has a single exon. The coding region runs from base 1 to 2976 and encodes 991 amino acids.
AUGGCAUCAAACUUCAUGUCUCGGUUUACCGGCUCCAACAACCCUUCGGCCUCUAUCUAUGACGCCAUCCGGCAAGACGACGAGGAUUCGGACAAUUUCGAUGUCGAGGAGGCUGCAGGGCUGGGUGCAGAUGGCGCAAAUGGAAGAGAUGACUUCAACAAUCAUAUAUUACACCGGUCCAGCUUUCGGGCCCAGGGGAGGAGUCCUCGUCAAGAUGGCCGUGCUGCUCGCAAUGCCUCCACCUCCGAAUCCCAUGCGCAGCGGAAAGAUACACGCAGGAUCUCGAACAAGACAAGGCGGACCCCGAGAGCUCACAAACUCUUGGAUGUGGAGGAGGCGGACGACGAUGUCCCGGCGUCGUUGCUGAUCGAUCACAACGCAAUGGGUCUUGACCAUGGCUCCAUGUCCCUACCUCCUCCGCCCAGUCUAAUGCCAGAAGGCCUUCUACAAGGUCGCGACGCCAGUCCUUCGACGGCUGCUCAAGAUUUCCAUACAAGAUACCGUCCCCAGCCGGGCCCAGGCCGCCCGAAAACGGCACCAGUUCGGCCAGCUGGAGGCAUUGUUGGGGGCAACCUCGCCGCUGCAGAUCCCAAGGAGAAGGCCAUGUUUCGAUGGGUUAACGUGACAGAUCUGGAUAACUUCCUGCUGGAGGUUUACACUUAUUACCUCAAUCACGGUUUCUGGUCCACGAUCCUCAUGCGAUUCUUCAAUCUGCUGACCGUUGCCUUCGUGGUUGGCUUCUCCAUUUUUCUUACGCAGUGUAUCGACUAUCGAGAGAUUCGAGGGAGCACGAAGAUGUCGGAGAUUCUUGUGCCGCAAUGUACCAAAAGAAUGGGCUUUGUCCCGAACGCUUUGCUCUGGCUCACCACGUUCAUCUGGCUCUGGAAAGGGGUCCUGUACCUCUUCGACAUCCCUCGUCUGAAGCACAUGCAUGAUUUCUAUUUUUACCUCCUCGACAUCCCUGAACCUGAAAUCCAGUCGAUCUCAUGGCAAGAGGUUGUCAGUCGUCUGAUGGCUCUGCGAGACUCGAACCCCACCAUUUCCUCGACCUCCAAAAAGACCAGUGGCUAUAUCAAAUCGCAGAACAAGCAACGAAUGGAUGCGCACGACAUUGCCAAUAGGCUGAUGCGAAGGCAGAACUACAUGAUUGCCAUGAUUAACAAGGAUAUCCUGGAUCUGACUCUCCCCAUCCCCUUCUUUGGCAACCGCAAGCUCUUUACCCGGACUCUGGAGUGGAACAUUGAAUUGUGCAUCAUGGACUUUGUGUUCAACCGGAAAGGACAGGUUCGACCGCUGUUUCUCAAGGAUACGCACCGGAAAGACCUCGCGAAUGCCCUUCGUUCACGUUUCAUCUUGGCGGGCUUCACAAGCCUUGCCUUUGCACCAUUCCUAGCGACGUUCUUCGUCCUGAAACACUUCUUUCAGAAUUUCAACGACUACCAGAAGAACCCUGCUCAGAUUGGCAUGAGAGAGUAUACACCAUUUGCGCAGUGGAAGUUCCGAGAGUUCAACGAGCUGCACCACCUCUUCCGGCGGCGCAUCAACAUGUCGUAUCCGUUCGCCGACAGAUAUAUCAAUCAAUUUCCUAAAGAUAAGACCGUUCAAAUCGCCAGGUUCGUCAGUCUGAUAUCUGGAGCCGUGGUUUCGGUCCUGGGCCUCGCGACGAUUUUGGAUCAAGACAACUUUCUAAAUUUCGAGGUGACGCCGGGCCGGACGACAAUAUUCUACAUCGGCAUCUUCGGAUCGAUCUGGGCUGUCGCGCGUGGCCUGCUGCCGGAUGACAAUAUGGUAUACGACACGGCCUUUUCGAUCGGAGAAGUGAUACAAUUUACACAUUACGAACCGCAGCACUGGGCGGGUCGUCUUCACACGGUGGAGGUCAAAGAGGAAUUUUCUCAGUUGUACCAGAUGAAACUCGUCAUCUUCCUCGAAGAGGUGCUCAGUAUCUUCUUCACACCCUUUGUGCUGUGGUUGUGUCUCCCCAGGUGCAGCGAACGAAUCAUUGACUUCUUCCGAGAAUUCACGGUGCACGUCGACGGUAUAGGAUACGUCUGUACGUUCGCCGAAUUCCGGUUCAUGAACCAGGCGAUGCGGCCUGCCCCCAAGGAACGGUCCACGGAUUCAGAGGCUGGGACAGGAGGUGCUACCGCCGGCGUGGCUAACACCAACGCCAAUACGAACUUGCGGGACGACUAUUUUGCGUCCAAGGACAACAAGCUCGAACACAGUUACUGGGGGUUCAUGAACGACUACGCGCGCAAUCCGAAGACAGAUAUCCAUUUCCCUUACCACACCUCUAGGCGGCGCUUUAAUCUCAACAUGCCACCCCCUGUCCCGGGACUGCCUUCCCCAUCCUUCCCAGCAUCAGACCAUGGUAAUACGUUCGGCGGCGGAAUGCACGCCCAUCGACACAGCGGCGGAGGCCUGGGUUCGAUGGCCUCCCCACAUCGCGGAGCUUUGGGCACUCCCAGAUUUGGCGCCGCUACGGGACAAGGACAUGCUCAGACUCAGCCAUUUGGCUCUCCUCUCCAGUCCCUGUUGCUCGACCCUCAUCAUCAACCCUCUGUAAGUGGGUUCGCUACGUCGCCACAAGCUUUGCGACCACGUGGGUCGAUUCUUUCAAAACCGCGUCGGACUGCUACCGUUGAGCGCGGACAUGAAAUUCCUGACGACGUGGCGGAAGAAGAAGAUUCCACUGAGCUUCGACCUCAGAGAGCAGACACAUCUCAGCCGAAUGCGGGCGGCAUUCGAGAUCGCCUCUCAUCCGCGCCCACAGGCCUGACGACGCACGCAGUCCAGGAGGGCGAACUAGGAUCCUGGAAAUAUGAGAUCGACUCGUCCUCCGGCGCAGGUAGUGAAGAUGAAGAAGAUGAGCGUGAUGCGAGGGCGAUCAUGCAACCCAUGGGGCCACUUGGAUUGAUCAGGCAGUUUCAGAAAGCUCAGGCUCAGGAAGGAGGGAGGACCAGAGCCACCUGA